Messenger RNA from Nicotiana tabacum (common tobacco), 393 nucleotides. The record is from RefSeq and is a predicted model, not a curated record. Lineage: Eukaryota; Viridiplantae; Streptophyta; Magnoliopsida; Solanales; Solanaceae.
AUGGCUGUUGCUCCUUCUUCUUCGUCGUCUCCCUCAGCUCACGUCCAAACGAACCCUAUCUCUUGCUUUGCUGUGAACCCUUCAGCAGUUUUCAUAGGUCUUGUACUUGAACAAAGUGGGGAAAGGGACAAGAUAUGUAGGGCUAUACAAUAUGGUUCAAAAUGCCUGAGUAAUGGAGAGCCUGGCGCUGCACAAAAUGUCGACAAAUCAACUAGCUUAGCAAGGAAAGUGUUUCGUCUUUUCAAGUUUAUCAAUGAUCUGCAUGGUCUUAUUAGCCCAACUGCCCCAGGAACCCCACUUCCUCUCAUCUUGUUGGGAAAGUCAAAAAAUGCAUUGCUGUCAACUUUCUUGUUUCUGGAUCAAAUUGUGUNUUGUCAACUUUCUUGUUUCUAG